This is a messenger RNA of Arachis ipaensis, 2310 nucleotides long. RefSeq lists its product as uncharacterized. The record is from RefSeq and is a predicted model, not a curated record. Lineage: Eukaryota; Viridiplantae; Streptophyta; Magnoliopsida; Fabales; Fabaceae.
AUGGAGAGUGAAGAGAGCUUUUUGGUGUUAGUGCAUCAUUCUGGAAAAAUAAAAAAGAGUAAGAGGCACGGUGUGAAGUUUACAGACAGAGAACCGCUGAGUGUUUUUGUCAGGUCGUCUGAUACACUGUUGGAUCUGAAGAGCAGUAUACUGCAGAAGUUGGCCGUGGGUGGCACAAAGUGGGUGAAGAAGCUGUUCUACAAGAUCCCUAUUGCGGUUGUGUCAACCGGCGUGCAAUAUGAAACGUUCGUGUUACAAACAGAUGAAGAUAUGCGGGUGUUGUUUCAUUGUCGUUGGAGUUUUCCGGAAGUGAGGAUACAUGAGUUGUUUGCGAAGCUGGAACAUGGGAUCGAUAGUUCUGGUGCAUCCGCUCCAAACCCCCAGUCCACCACGAUGGGUGGUGCCUCCACCUCGAUGCCCGUCGUUGCACCUGAGUGUUUGUUGGAGUAUCGGCCAGUCGGUCCAGUUGGGGCAUUCACCUCAACUCAUCCAUCUGCAGAUGUAGAACAUGAGGGGGAACUGGAUCGGGUGGAAAAUGCUAUCCAAGAGGAUGACUCCGAUGAAGAGCCUGUUGACAUUGGAGGGGACAGCGAUGAUGAAAUUCCGACAAACCCAGGAACAUGUCAACCACCGUCAAGUGCCGGCACACAUGAGCAACCUGCACAUUAUUCUACCCUGGAUCUAGGAGCCAUCAGCCAACCGACAGAUCCAGCACCAACCUUUGGGGGUCGAGGCUUGCACGAGAAAAAUUUUGUAGCUGAAUUUCAAGUUGGCCAAUCUUUCCAUAGUAAGGAGGAAGCUGUGCUUACUGUAAAGGAUUACAGCAUUCGGCGUGGUGUUGAGUAUAGAGUGAUGGAGUCAGAUCAUCUUAAGUACCAUGGGAGAUGCAAGGAAUUUGGGAAGGGUUGCACAUGGAUGAUUCGCAUCAGCCUUCGAGCACGGAAGGGAACCUGGGAGGUUCGGCGGUACAACGGACCACACACAUGCUUGGCUACAUCGAUAUCCAGCGACCACCGACAACUAGAUUAUCACGUGAUCUGUGCCAAGAUCUUUUCUCUGGUUCGCGCCAAUGCGGCGGUAUCGAUAAAGGUAUUGCAAGAAGCUACCGAAGGAACGUACGGGUUCAAGCCAAGUUAUAGGAAGACGUGGUUGGCAAAACAGAAGGCGAUAGCACAGAUAUACGGGGACUGGGAAGAGUCCUACGCCGAGCUACCUCGUUGGAUCCUUGGUGUGCAGUCCACCAUGGAGGGGAUGGUUACGUUGUUGAAGACAUCUCCGGUUCGCGUCGGUGAUGACGUGGAUGACUCAACCGUGUACUUUCAUCGUCUUUUCUGGACAUUUCCUCCUUGUAUUGAAACUUUCCGACAUUGCAAGCCCUUGGUAAGCAUAGACGGUACUCAUCUGUAUGGCAAGUAUGGAGGGACUUUGCUCCUGGCCAUCGCUCAAGAUGGGAACUCCAACAUCUUGCCUAUUGCUUUCAGUCUCGUGGAGGGGAAAAAUGCCGAGUCUUGGUCUUUCUUCCUGACCAACCUGAGGCAACAUGUGACUCCGCAACAGGGGAUACUGGUCAUUUCAGAUAGGCACAAUGGCAUCAAGGCUGCACUGGAGAACCCGAACAGUGGGUGGUUACCCCCGCAUGCGUACCGAGCAUUUUGUAUUCGGCAUGUUGCAGCUAACUUCGCACUCAGUUUCAAGGGCACAGAUGCAAAGUGUUUGCUUGUGAAUGCUGCUUAUGCGAAGACUGAGGCAGAGUUUGACUAUUGGUUUGAUAUAAUGCGGACUGAGAAUCCGGCAAUGUGUGAUUGGGCGAACAGAAUAGAAUAUGAUAAGUGGACUCAGCACCAGGAUGGUGGCAGACGGUUCGGUCACAUGACGACCAAUAUAUCUAAGUGUGUUAAUUCUGUUCUGAAGGGUACACGGAAUCUUCCGGUUACCGCCCUAGUCAAGUCCACAUAUGGUCGACUAGCGGAGUUGUUCGUGAUUCGUGAUCAGACGGCAGAGGCUCAAUUGGCCAGUGGUGCCAAGUUCUGCCAGUCUUUUAUGAAGGCGAUGGAGCGCAACUUGAAAGACUCCAGAUGUUUUACUGUCACCUGUUCGAUAGACAGCAGUCUGAGAACACCGUUGCCGAGACGACGCCCACCGGGAGAUUUUCACUUGGGACGUACCGAGUUUCCCUCCAGCACCGUACAUGCGACUGUGGAUACUUUCAAGCUCUCCAUUACCCAUGUUGCCAUGCGAUUGCAUGUUGUGCCCAGUCACGGCUUGACUGGUCUAUCUAUGUCGACGAGGUCUACACCAUGCAGAAGGUAG